AGUGAUAUUCCGAGUGUAUCGAGGCAACGCCCCUUGAUCAUUAAGCAGCUGAUGUAAUAAAUCUGAAAAACAAUUCAGUAUUCCUCUUUAGCGUCACCUAGCUAUAGUCAUCUCUCUGCAGAUUCCGAUUAUUUGAAAAAAUAUCGGAUUGGCAGAAAAGAACAACUUUCUACCGCGUUUUAUUACAGGGAGAAAGACUUGAGUCAGAUCGAGUUUUUUCUUCAGUACUUUGUUGUAUAUAUUUUCAAUCAAGAUGAUACUAAGGAUAUUGCUGCUUAUCAGUUUUGCUGGACUGGCAUUAUCUCAAGACUGUGGUAGUGGAUGGCUGAAAUAUCAAGACACAUGUUUUUUACUGGUAUCCACACUCCGUCCAUUCCAGCUGGCCAGGGAUUACUGCCAAAAUAAUCAAGCUGAACUUGCCGUCAUAACAUCGAGAGAUAUGAAUACUUGGUUGACGCAGCAGAUAUCAAUCUAUCCUGAAGUUUUCUGGAUUGGUUUACAUGAUAUUCAAACUGACAGUAGCUUCGAAUGGGUUGAUGGUACUCCUUUAGAUACAUCGAUGGCAAAUUGGGCACCCGGUCAGCCUGAUAACUAUGAUGGAUUAGGAGAGGAUUGUGCAGAAAUGAAACCAUCCGGACAAUGGUAUGAUGAACAAUGUUUAGCUCUCAACUGGUUUAUUUGCUCAAGAUCAAUCAAUGUUGUUCCUAAAUGUGACACGGUGAAUGGCUGGGAACCAUACAAUGGCAAGUGUUACAGGUGGGUUUCUGAUACUAAGAACAUCAAUGAUGCAAUCACAUACUGUACUCUUCUUGAUGGUUACGUAAUCUCCAUCAAUGAUGCUGGUGAGCAGACCUUUGCUAACUCCAUCCAAGCAUCCAAGGCUAACAUUCCAUACUGGACAGGUCUGAGUGAUAGGAACCAAGGCCAGGGGAACUAUAUAUGGCAAGAUGGGACUGAUACAACUUCUUUUUCUAACUGGAAUACUGAUUUAGGACAACCAGAUAAUUCGUUCUCUCCGAAUGGCUGUGCACAAAUCGAACGAUUUGAUAACAAUGGUUUAUGGAGCGUUGAUAGCUGUGAUGAAAAGAAGAGAUUCAUUUGUGAAAGACCAGAAGGUACAUGUGCACCAGGAUGGAUUCUACACGGUGGUCAAUGUUAUCAGUUUAACUCACUCCUAAGGACAUGGUUUGAUGCAAAAUAUUACUGCGAUGCACAGGGAGGUUAUAUGGCCUCUAUUCUAAGUGAUCCUGAAAAUAGUUUUAUUGCAAGUAACAUGGCAACGAUCAACGCUGAAAAUGUAGACAAUAUGUGGUUUGGAUACUCAGAUUCUGUGGCUGAUGGCACAUGGUCAUGGGCCCAUGAGACCACAUCCUCCUAUACCAACUGGGCACCUGGUCUUCCAACUAACACAUACGCUCAAACUGAUUGUGCUUAUAUGGCAACCAAUGAUGUUUCGGGCAAAUGGUAUCAGAAUAACUGUCAACUUCUUGGAGGUUUCGUUUGCAAAAUCAAAGCUGGAAGCGUGGUGACACCAGUUCAGCCAGACCAAGGAGUUGGAUCUUGUGAACCUGGAUGGGAUUUAUAUGGAGAUAGUUGUUAUUAUUUCCCAACUCUGAUAGUCACCCAACCUGAUGCCCAGGCUCAGUGUCAAGCUUACUUUCCAACAGCUAAUCUUGUCAGUAUUCAUUCUAAUGGAGAACAAUCAUUCCUUACAGAAAGAGUUAAUUAUAUCGGUGAGGGUAUGUGGAUUGGUCUGCAUGAUAGAGGUACUGAGAGCGGUUGGGAGUAUGAAGACGGUACUCCGUAUGAUUAUCGUAACUGGGGACCAGGAGAGCCUAACAAUUCUGGCAACGAGGACUGUGUUCAUCUGGAAUCAUAUUUCUACAAGGUUGGAACAUGGAAUGACCAUAAAUGUGACAGGGUCUAUCGCUUCAUCUGCAAAAUGCCGAAAUACCCGGGAGGUGCUUACACAACACCAAUGCCAAUAACAUUUCCACCUAGCGAUCGCUGUGGUAAUGGUUGGAUUUUUGAUACAUCAUCGGGCAAUUGUUACAAGUAUGAGAUGGAGUAUCGAAGCUGGCAGGAAUCAGAUAAUCAAUGUCAUUAUGAAGGAGGAAGACUCACCAGUCUUACUAAUAACCUAGAAACUGAGUUUGUUCAACGAUUUGCCCAGUACUAUUACAACAAUGGUAUAAACUCAUUCUGGAUUGGUUUACAUUCUUCGAACCUUAACUAUGGAUUUCAAUGGUCUGAUGGAGCACCGUUUGCUUACCUAAAUUGGCAGAGUGGUGAACCAAACAAUGCAGGAGGUGAAGAUUGUGUAGAAAUGUAUGCAAACUCAGGACGAUGGAAUGAUCUUGCUUGUAGUAAUGCCAGACUUGGGAUCUGUAAGAGGAAUGAAUUAAUUACCCGUUACUUCAUGACGUACACCAACUCCCGCCUCGACACUACCAACGAAGUCCCUAUCAACAAUGUAUGGCCAGAAGACUGUGCAUUUCUUUGUAUGACUGCCACAUUUACUUGCCGUUCAUUCAACUAUUAUCGCAGUGGUAGACAGUGUGUCCUCCUCUCCUCUGACAAGGACACUGCUGGCAACGUCGGGUUGGUACCCGAGUUCGAGGAUCCAUGGGAUCAUUACCAAAGAGAUUUCAGUGCACCUACUGAUGCUCCACCGACGACCAUGGACCCAAGCUACGGAUGCAGUGCAAAUGAGAUGAGUUUCAGAGGCUUCUGCUAUUCUAUCGUUACUGAUAUGUAUUCAUUUACCAAUAUGCAAGAUCUAUGUGAGCUAAGGUCCUCCAAGCUUGCUUCAGUCUCCGAUAUGAGUGAAAAUAACUUUAUUUACAGCCUCAUGCAAACAGGUAACGAAGGUAAUAAGACCAUAAUUGGUGUAUGGCUUGGACUGACUGAUAAGGAUGUAGAACAGAACUAUGCCUGGACAGACGGGAGUCCUGUAACCUUCACUCAAUGGGCCCUUGGAGAGCCCAAUAAUGAUCUCUUCAAUGAUGAUUGUGUCUAUUUUGACGCACAGUUUGGUGCAUGGAGAGAUGUAGCAUGUACUGGUUUCUCAAUGUAUGGUGUUUGUAAGAGACCCAAAUCUAAUCAAAACGUCGUACAGCCUCCCAAUGAUGGAUGCCCAUCGGGCUGGGUAAAGUACAUGUCGACGUGUUAUUUGAUGGUCAUGGACCAGAAGCUUUCGUGGGCUGAUGCUAGAGAUAGCUGUUUAGCGCAACAAGGAAAAUUGGCUACCCUCAACGACAGGUAUGACCAAGCAUUCCUUUCCUCCAAACUUGGUGAAUACGCAACUGAAUUCACAGGCAGCGAUGAUUUCUGGAUCGGUUUGAGUGAUACGGAUGUACCCGGAACCUACAAAUGGGUUGACGGUUCAUAUCCGACAUUCUCCGCCUGGGGUCCAGGACAACCAGAUGAUAGUUUUGGGAAAUGUGUUGCAAUGAUUGGCGGUUACAAUCAAUAUUCUGCUGGACUAUGGAUGGAUGAACCUUGCCCAAACACACUUAGAUACAUUUGUGAGCAACCUAUCUUCGGAGCUACAGAGAUACCCUAUACUCAAGCCCCAGUGACAUCCCCAACCAACGAUGGCUGUGAAGUUGGAGCCAUCGGAUAUGGAAAUAAUUGUUUCAUGGUUUAUGAGAAACCUGCCGAUGAGCAGCUUUCCUUCUCUGAUGCUAGAGCUCAAUGUCAAGCUAUGGGAGGUGAUAUGGCCAGUUUUCAGACUUCUGCAGAAGAGCAAUACAUUGUUUCAGGUUUCACACCACAGGAUGCAGAUAAUUUCUUUGGAUUUUGGAUUGGUUUGAAUGAUAUCAAUCAGGAAGGAGCCUGGCAGUGGAGUGAUGGGUCUGCAGUCAUCUACGUAAACUGGGAGACUGGGGAACCAAACGACCAUUCAGGCAGUGAAGAAUGUACAGAGAUGUUUCUUAACCCAGGAAGAAGAUGGAAUGAUAUCCCUUGUUAUGCACUCAGGAGCUGGAUCUGCAAGAAACCAAAACCUAAGGCACCAGUAACUCCGUUGCCUACCGUUGGUGUGUGUCCAUCUGACAGCGAAUGGAAAUACGUGAGACCAUACUGUUACUAUAUAAGUGAUAUUGCUGGAGAAGGAGACAGGCGGGCCUGGUUUGAUGCUCAAGCUUUCUGCCAGUCUAAGGGUGGUAAUUUGGUUUCUAUCACAAGUGGGCAGGAAAAUGCAUUCCUUCUUGAAAUGUCACCCAGUAUUGCUCUACAGUAUUGGAUCGGUCUCCGACAAGAGGUGGUAGACGGUCCCUACACUUGGUCAGAUGGAACUCCAUUUACCUACGCAAAUUGGCUACCCGGUGAACCUAACAACAAACAUGGCGAAGAAACAUGUGCAGAAAUGAACAAAUAUGAAGUUGAUGACGCACUUGGAUUGAAUGGUAAGUGGAACGAUCAGAACUGCGGAGUUCCAACCCCGUUCAUCUGUAAGAGGGCAGAAGAUUCCAUCAACCCAAUCACCAACGCACCUACUCCGACCCCUACCGGUGGAUGUAACAACGGUUACUUUAAAUACUUCAAUCGUUGUUACAGGAUUGGUGGAUACGUCACUGAUGAUCGUUAUAAAUGGAAGAACGCCAGAGACCUUUGUAUAGCAGAAGGUGGAAACCUAGCUGGUAUCCAUGACAAGAAAGUCCAAUCUCUUAUGACGUCACUACUCAUUAAUGUACCAACUGAUGUAUGGAUUGGUUUCUCUGAUCUUGGUUCAUCUGGACAGUACCACUGGACUGACGGAAAACCCCCAUACUACACCAAUUGGUUACCAGGAGAACCUAGUGGCAUUGUUACAUGGCCAGGCGAGGAAUCAAGAAAUUGUGUUGAGCUGCUCAAUGAUCCAUCCUACGCGGGAAAAUGGAAUGAUGUUAACUGCGGGGAGGUCAUAGCAUAUAUGUGUGAAAAGGAUCUAGUUCAAGGAGCAAGUGAAAACCCACCUACCAACUCGUACUGUGAUGACAGAAGCUAUUACAAAUAUGACGGUUCCUGCUAUAAGAUAGACACCACUCCAAGAACCUACGCCGAUGCUCAAGAGUACUGCAGAUCACAAGGAGGUGAUCUUGCUAGUAUUACUGAUUCUUUUAAUGAAGCCUUCCUUGAGUAUCUGAUGUAUUCUAAUGAUGUCUCAGCUGCCUGGAUUGGUAUGACUAGUAAUGAGGACGGUCAAUAUACAUGGAGUGAUGGAUGGCCUGUUUUCUAUUCUGUAUGGGGUGAUAGUGAACCUAGUCAACGUCCAGGAGAAGGGUGUGUAGUAUUACGUGAUGAACCAUCAUGGGAUGAUACUAACUGUAACGGCAUGUUUGUUCCUAUUUGUAAAACUACCAAUAAGAUUCCUCCUACCCGCGUACCCACUCUACCAGGCUCUUGUCCUAACGGACAAUCAGAGUUUGGUGGCCAUUGUUAUGCCGUAGCUUCAGGAGCAGUCUUUGCUGAUUGGUUCACAGCAAGACAGACUUGUCAGACUCAGUAUGGUGGAGAGCUUGUUAGUAUUCAUAGCAAGGAAGAAAAUGAGUUUGUUAAAAACCUUGCUAUUGGAACUGUAGGUGUUCGGUCAGUCUGGCUUGGUCUCACCAGGUCUGAAACUGGUGGCUUCAAAUACUCUGACAAUAGCCCGGUUGAUUAUGUGCAUUGGGCUAAUGGUGAACCGACUGAAGAUUGGGCUGGAUCAAAUGAAGAUUGUGUCGAGAUGUACACUAAUGAAUUUGGGAAAUGGAACGAUGAGGAUUGCUCGGGACGUGCUUCUUACGUUUGUAAAAUGGAUAAGAGUCAAAAUGAGACGGACUCUCAACCUAUCUCAGGUGGCGGUGACUCUCUUUCUGCUGCGAUGAUCACUGGAAUAGUCAUCGCCGUUGUCGUUAUCGUAGUGAUAGUCAUUCUGGUGGUCGCCUGGUUUGCUGGUGCUCGUAACGCUCCUAAAUCAUCAUCAACCACAGAUCCUUUCCCAACCCCAACACCACCGGUAGGCUUCGACAACGCUCUUUACGAAGCUAACAUCAAGACAGAUCCAGAAAAGCCAAAAGAUUUGAAAGAUCCCGGAGUUGCAGAGGCAUAGGCCUAAAUCAGUUUUUAUAUUUAAGUGAAAAAGAAAAUGAAAGAUCAAUAAAUAGCUUUUUAUGAAUUUUUGUAGAUGUUUUAUUAAGAAAUAUAUCAAUAGAUUGUACAUUUGUUUCAUAGCGGACACUAAAAGAAAAAAAAGGAGAAAAUAUAGUCUAGAUAUGUUUAAUGAUUGAGUAAUAAACGUAAAGUCCAAGUCCACGCCAAACACUACAUACACACAAACGAAACCGAAUUAAUAAAAAAAGAGAAAUCGGGGUAGAAUAAACCUUAGUUGUAAAACCUGCAAAAAAUGUAAUAUUCUAUAAUUCAUAUAUAUAGGGUCUCAUGGAUUAAAAAAAUAACCGAUUUUUAUAAGUUGUUAAACAUCAGGCAUUUUAUUUUUUCUCUGCUAUUCCUAUCAACUCUUUACUGAGAUGGACUUGACCUUUAAUACUUGAAAUUGAGCCAUACGAUAUUACAUAAUUUAUACGUUUUCGGGUGUGUUUUAUCUCCAAAGAUAUUUUUUAUCAUUCAAGAUUAAUGUGGCCUCGAAAGCAAUUGUAUCGGGAUUACUUAAAGAUUCAUUGUUGAACGUAAUAUGUAGACCAUAUACCAUGUUUACUUUUCUAGGUUUUUUCAAUUUAAUUGGAUUCAACUUUAUGUCCAAUCAAAUGGUUUGAUUACAAGAGUUCUUUGGAAUCAUUCAUGUAUGCUGUCUACUUAAAGUCUACUUUCUAUCUCCAGGGCCACUAGCGUACCUACGGGGGGGGGGGGGCAGGGGGGGCACUCUGCCCCCCCUGACGAGUCACAACCCAUGAAAAAACGUAUCUUUGCCCCCCCUGACGGGCUUGAAAAACCUUUUUUGCCCCCCCCCCCUGACGAGCUUUAAGACCUUCAAUGCCCCCCGGACGAGCUUGAAGACCUUUUUUUAAUUUUUUGUAUAUGUCGGUGAUAUUACAUGGGAUGCAACCUACAAAUAAUACAAUGUUAUAUAUUUUAUGUUAAAAUGAAUUACAGAUAGAUAUUUGCUGUCAUCGCACAUCCGAUUUUUUUCAAUAAACAGAGGCGUAUAAAAUUA
Molecule: messenger RNA, 7135 nt
Organism: Lytechinus pictus (painted urchin)
Lineage: Eukaryota; Metazoa; Echinodermata; Echinoidea; Temnopleuroida; Toxopneustidae
Product: macrophage mannose receptor 1-like
Exons: 42
Coding region: 254-6073 (1939 amino acids)
Molecular function (GO): signaling receptor activity
Source: RefSeq, a predicted model, not a curated record